Penicillium verrucosum is the source of this 1377-nucleotide messenger RNA. RefSeq names its product Zn(II)2Cys6 transcription factor domain-containing protein. Lineage: Eukaryota; Fungi; Ascomycota; Eurotiomycetes; Eurotiales; Aspergillaceae. The transcript is spliced from 4 exons. The record is from RefSeq and is a predicted model, not a curated record. Gene Ontology annotation, biological process: regulation of DNA-templated transcription. Gene Ontology annotation, molecular function: DNA-binding transcription factor activity, RNA polymerase II-specific; zinc ion binding. The coding region runs from base 1 to 1377 and encodes 458 amino acids.
AUGGCAUCUACCAGAGCUAGCCCGGCUUGUGGGAACUGCAGGUCUAGGAGAAUCAAGUGCAAUCUUCUCCAACCAAGAUGUAGUCAGUGCGCUCGAGCCGGUCUAAGAUGCACUGGUUAUAGGUCUCAAUCAGAUCUACUUUUUCGAGAUCAGACUAAGUCGACGAUUCAAAAGUUGCAUGCUCCGAGUACCAAGACUGCCACUUGUUGGAGCCUAGUCGCAGUAGAACCCACUUUCAAUAUCGAAGAACUUGCACAGAAAGUAUUUUCUGACAAUUUUGCGAUCUUUGGGAAUAGGUGUAAGCACUGGAUGGAUUCCGGUGCAGAUCGCCCAUCUUCCGCCACUAUUAGCCUUACCUCCGUUGGUCUCGCUGCACUUGCCGUUGUCCACAAGGAUCCUGAUAUGAUGGAUUUGGCGCGAAGAAAAUACAACUUUGCUAUAAGGGUCCUUACUAAAGCAACUAUUGGCCAUCAGAGCUCUGGAAUUGAGCAGUCUAUUGCCGGAAGCUUUAUUUUGUCUAUCUUUGAGUUGAUGCUGCAGAUGAUAACAUGCGAUAACCACUCCUCUCCACAUGCCUGGCAAAAGCAUGUCCACGGUGCUGCUGCAUUCUUGGGCUAUUUAUGUUCUACCAGUGGGUUGCCACUGUCGCCAGUGAAAGAAAUUAUAGAGAUGUGCUACACUACAGCACUUGCGUGUCUUAUAAGUGGCAAAACGGUUCCACACUUCUUACUAGAAUUACCAGGCCGAUUUGGAGCAGCAUCGAAUAUCUCACAAGACAAUGAGGAUCCCUUGUUAUCAGCAAUGAGACUUUUUGCCAUCAUGGGCACCUUGGUGAAUAUUCGUGGAUUGUCGAACCGGAGCCUUUUUCUACCCAGUCAGCUAGUUGUACUGGCCAUACAAACUGAUCAAGCCCUCCAAAACUGGGGAACUGCACUUCCUGCGUCGUGGACUUAUCACAAGCUCCUCAAAGGGCCCCAAUACAUUUACCAGGACGUUUGGUAUGCUCGGAUGUGGAACUACUAUCGCCUAGCCCGCAUUCUAGCAAACAAGAUAAUCAUCGACAAUUUCAACAUCCUGUCACCCUCAACGUUACCAGGUGAUAAUUUCAAAUUGCAACAUGACCAGUCAUAUUCCAUCAUUUCGCUGUUAUUACAGGAGAUCUACACCAGCCUAACUUUCAUAUUCAACUCGGAACAAAUUCCUGCUACCUCUCUACCAAUAUCCUCAGCCCUUUUCUUCACGACCGCUCUAUUGCAAUCUCUGUUGAAACUCACAGACAGAGAUUCCCUCAUUCAGGACUGGUCAAUCCCGGCAUGUGAAAUCCUAGGAGAAAGGUUCACUUUUACUAAGGGCAUCGUGAUGCAGAAUCUUCAAUAG